AAGAAAGAAAGAAAGAAAGAAAAGAGAAAGAAAAUGGAGCUAUAAUCUGAGGGAACCAGAUUGGAAGACUGAGGCCAGGAAAGAGGAGGAAGUCACUCAGGCUGUGGCAGAUACAGAAAUGGGACAGUUGCUACUCAGUCCAGGUAGCCUGUGCCUAGGGCCAAGUCACUACAUGCCCAGUGCUUUAGCUGGUGCCAGACCGGGACUAGAGAUGGGACAGGAAGUCUAGAGGACAAGGAGGGGUGCCCUCCCCUAGUUAUAGUUAGGCUCUUUCUUCCUGCCCCAGUCUCCUUCCAGUCCCGAGUGACCUUUCCUCCAGAUCCCAGGGGCCAGGCCUGCCUGGCCAGCCACAGCUGGGAUUGGCCGGAGCCGGAGGAGGUGUGUCCAGACUCCCACAGGCCCCAUCUGCUAACAGCAGGUGGAGUUCCAAGACAGACCAGGGACCUCCAGUCCCUGACAAGAUCUGUCCUCUAGACAUGGCACUGGGCCCCCAUGGUCGCCAGCCCUGUGGCCACACACGGGUGCAGACAGCCUAGACCCGGCCACCUAUGGCCUGUGCUGUGGCCCUGAUCCAGACACAGAUGGCUCCUGCCGUGGAUGCAGGGGAUGUGGUGUCUCCGGCAGUGGACCUGGUGCUGGGUGCCUCAGCCUGCUGCCUGGCCUGUGUAUUCACCAAUCCCCUGGAAGUGGUGAAGACCCGUCUACAGCUACAGGGUGAACUGCAGGCCCCAGGCACCUACCCACGGCCCUACCGGGGCUUUGUGUCUUCUGUCGCAGCCAUCGCCCGGGCAGACGGGCUGUGGGGCCUGCAGAAGGGGCUGGCCGCUGGCCUGCUCUACCAGGGCCUCAUGAAUGGUGUCCGUUUCUACUGCUACAGCCUGGCAUGCCAGGCUGGCCUCACCCAGCAACCGGGUGGUACAGUGGUCGCAGGUGCUGUGGCUGGGGCAUUGGGAGCCUUUGUGGGAAGUCCUGCUUACCUGGUCAAGACCCAGCUGCAGGCCCAGACAGUGGCUGUUAUGGCCGUGGGGCACCAGCACCAGCAUCAGAGUGUCCUGGGUGCUUUGGAGAGCAUCUGGCGCCGGCAGGGUCUACUAGGGCUGUGGCGGGGUGUGGGUGGGGCUGUGCUCCGAGUCACAGUGGGCUCAGCCGCCCAGCUGGCCACCUUCGCCUCGGCCAAGGCCUGGGUACAGGAGCGCCAGUGGCUUUUGGAGGACAGCUGGCUGGUAACCCUGGCUGGAGGCAUGAUCAGCAGUAUAGCGGUGGCUGCGGUCAUGACUCCCUUCGACGUGGUCAGCACUCGGCUAUAUAACCAACCGGUGGACAGAGCCGGCAGGGGCCAGCUGUACGGGGGCCUCACUGACUGCCUGGUGAAGAUCUGUCAACAGGAGGGACCCCUGGCACUCUACAAGGGCCUAGGCCUUGCCUACCUGCGCUUGGGCCCCCACACCAUCCUUAGCAUGUUCUUCUGGGAUGAGCUGCGGAAGCUGGCCGCAAGGGCCCAACACCAGGGCACCUAGCCUUGUCUCUCACCCCACCGCCAAGCAGGGCAUUUGUGGAAGUGAUGGCCUGCUUCAGUAGGACUGGCUGCCCGGAGCCAGCUUGAGUCAGGCCCUGCCACAGGUCAGGGGAGUGACCCGGGGACCAGUCCCAGGACUAGUUCACCCCAAGUCACCGCCCCUCACCCCCUUCCUCUCCCCUGGGUUACCGUGCCCUAGCACAUUGCCACAGUAGCGUCUGCGUACAAGGGUCCCCGUGAGCAAAUCCACUCAGUGGUACUGGCUUCUCAGUCCUCCGCCUACUGUGUGACCACACAAGCCUUGCUCAGAACAGGGAAACUGAGGGAGAUAUGACUCUGGCUGGGGUCACAUGGCUUUCCGGUGACAGAGCCAGGACUACAGUCUGACUCUGCCUACCCCAUCCUACGCUCUCAGCAAGGGAACUGCCAGGACCGUUGGGCAGCGGAUCCCUCAGAGGCCGCUGCACGUGAGGAGACUUACAGUUGGGCCACGAGGGAAGCCUUGGUGUCCCCAGACUCUAGCUAGCUAAGGCCAGUUAUGGAACAAAGUUCUAAAACCUUGGGAACUUGAACAAGAAAAACCUAUUUUCUUACCUCCGGAAGCCCAGAAGCCCAAGAAGGUAUUGGCAAUGUUAGUGUCUCUCUCCUUUUAUUUCUGUUAUUUGUGGUACUGUGGUGGAACCAGGGUCUGGGCAUGUCAGUCACGUGAUCUGUGACCUACACCCUCAGCCCAGGGCUGACUUCUCCAGAGGCUUCUCUCCUUGAGCAGCCUCUUCCCAGUGCUUACCAUCUUCUCUGUGUGUUGGAGCCACAUCAGCUUUUAUUAGACUAGGGACAGGUCAGUCCGCAGAAUGCCUGCCAGGGACUCAUGAGGCCCCGGGUUCCAUCCCCAGCACCGAAUAAACCGGGCACAGUGGCACAGGCCUGUAAUCUCAGCACUUCGGAGGUGGGUCAGGAGGAUCAGGAGUUCAUUUUCAGCUACAUAGUGAGUUUGAGGCCAGC
Molecule: messenger RNA, 2518 nt
Organism: Peromyscus maniculatus bairdii (prairie deer mouse)
Lineage: Eukaryota; Metazoa; Chordata; Mammalia; Rodentia; Cricetidae
Gene: Slc25a34
Product: solute carrier family 25 member 34
Source: RefSeq, a predicted model, not a curated record